GGAUUUCCUCUCCCCCUGCCGGGGCUGUGUGACCGCCUCGGGCUGUUAUGUGACGGAGGAGCAGAGCCGUGGACGCCGCUGGGAGGAAGCAGCACGCAUUGCAUACACGUGAGGCGGAAAGUUUGCCAUGUUCAGGGCCAGUUUUUCCGUCCAGCCACCGCGGCGGCUCUGAAGGGAGAAGUUGUCCCCGCAACGAAGUCAGGGAAGUUUCACGCGAAAAGAGGAGACGUCAUGGUCACCUUCAUCUGCUUUUCGUGAUUUUAAGCACCCUUCACAUCUUGUACCGCUGUAGUGACCCCGCACCUCAGGCUGAACUAUACGUCCCGCCAUGUUCCCUGAUGCCCUGGAUGCGGCCGGGCGGGUGGAGGGGCUUUCACUGUCCUCUCUGGAACCGCCGGCCGACCUGGAGGAGGAUGAGGCUGAAGGGUCUCCAGAGAGGGGACCGAAAAGACGAGGCCGCUACCGUAAGAGCCUGCAGCUUUUAAAGCCCUUCAGGAUAACACACAAGCAUCAGCACCCUGUUGAUAACGCGGGCCUCUUCUCUUUUAUGACUCUGCACUGGCUCUCCCCGCUGGCACUGAAGGCCUACAAGCAGUCCAGCUUGUCUUUGGAUGACGUGUGGGGACUGUCCUGCCACGAAGCAUCGGCACUCAACUGUCAAAGGCUUGAAUCUUUGUGGCAAAACGAGCUGAAAAGGCGUGGAAGAGAGGGGGCGUCCCUGACAAGAGUCUUCUGGAGGUUCUGCCAAACCCGGAUGCUGGUGGCCAUCUUCUCUCUCCUCCUCACGAUGGUGGCAGGCUUUGUUGGACCUGCUCUGCUGGUCCGAGCUCUCCUGGAGUAUUCCCAGAGCUCGCAGGUGUCCGUGCACUACGGCCUGUCCCUGGUGGCCGGGAUCUUCCUCACAGAGCUGAUGCGCUCCUGGUCCCUGGCGCUCAUGUGGGCCGUAAACUACCGCACCGCCGCACGCCUGCGCGGGGCCGCCCUCACCUUUGCCUUCCAGAAAAUCCUCCGCCUGCGCAACACUAAAGACAUCACCCCCGGCGAGCUGAUCAACAUCUGCUCCAGCGACGGCCAGCGGCUGUAUGAAGCGGUGUCAGUGGGCUGCCUGCUGGCGGGAGGCCCCUUGGUGGGGAUACUCGGUCUUUCUUACACUGCGUACUUCCUGGGCCCCACAGCGCUGCUGGGGUCAGCCGUUUUCAUCUUCUUCUACCCGGCUAUGAUGCUGGCAUCGAGGCUGACGGCGUAUUUCCGCAGGAAGUGCGUGACGGUCACUGACCACCGCGUGAGGCUCAUGAACGAGAUCCUGGGCUGCAUAAAGUUCAUCAAGAUGUACUGCUGGGAGGACGCCUUCUCUCACAACGUUCGCAAAGUGCGAUCAGAAGAGAGGGGGAUCCUGGAGAGAGCCGGGAUCGUCCAAAGUCUCACAGUGGGUGUGGCUCCCAUUGUCGUCGUGAUAGCAAGCGUGUGUACGUUCACCCUGCAUAUGGCCCUGGGCUAUGACCUGACUGCAGCUGAGGCUUUCACUGUAGUUGCUGUUUUCAACUCCAUGACUUUUGCCCUGAAAGUCACACCUCUAGCUGUGAGAUCGCUGUCGGAGGGGGCUGUGGCAGUCAAAAGAUUUCAGAGGCUCUUCACGAUGGACGACAGAGAGACGAUCUUAGCCAAAACGGAGGAUCCCAGCCACGCCGUGGAGUUCCUGGACGCCACGCUGGCCUGGGAGAAGGCGCGGCCCCCCGCCGCAAAGUCAAACCCGCCUCCCAAGAAGCGCGGCGGGAUACAGCGAGUGCUGCGCCGGGAGAAGCUCAGCCUGUACAUUUCCACAGACAUCAACAAGGGAAGUCAAGACGGCCCCAACGGGCAAAGUCUUCUCACAAGCAUGGAGCAGGAGAGCCCGCAGAGCACCAUCUCCUCCACCCAGAGCAUACGGCCGCCGCUGCACAAGACCCUGCACCGCAUUAAUCUGCGAAUCAAAAGGGGAGCCCUGGUUGGCAUCUGUGGAAGUGUCGGAAGCGGGAAGAGCUCCCUUCUGUCUGCUUUGCUCGGGCAGAUGACUCUGGUUGAAGGCAGAGUCGCUGCGUGCGGUGGCUUCGCUUACGUCUCCCAGCACGCCUGGAUCCUCAACGACUCCCUAAAGGAGAACAUCUUGUUUGGGAACGAGUUUGACUCGGAGAGAUACAGCGCUGUGCUGGAAGCAUGCUGUCUUCUCCCAGAUCUGGCAGAGCUUCCGUACGGAGACAUGACCGAGAUCGGAGAAAGAGGUGCCAACCUGAGUGGCGGCCAGCGGCAGAGGGUGAGCCUGGCGCGUGCUCUCUACAGUCAGAGGCCCAUACUCCUCCUGGACGACCCGCUCAGCGCCGUCGAUGCCUGUGUGGGGUCUCACAUCUUCAACAGAGCCAUCCGGGGGGCGGCCAAAGGAAAGACGGUGCUGUUUGUAACCCACCAGCUGCAGUAUCUGCCCGAGUGCGAUGAUGUCAUCCUGAUGAAGGACGGGCAGAUCGUUGAGCACGGCAACCACGCGCAGCUAAUGAGUAAAGAGCGUGACUACGCCACCUUAUUCAGCAGCAUGCAACAGGAGAACGUGGUGAAAGAGAAUCUAAAGAAUAAACGGGGAGGGGAAGGCGUGAGAACAGCCGAGGGCGCCGCCGAUGCUGCCAAGGUCGAGGCAAAGGUGGAAAGCGGGAACAGAGAGCAACUGAUGAAAGCAGAAGAAAAAGGCUCGGGUGCAGUCGCCUGGUCUGUGUAUGGAGCUUACAUUAAGGCAGCAGGAGGUCCGUUGGUCUUUAUCAUCAACGUCGUCUUCUUCCUCUCCACAACUGGCAGCAUAGCCUUUAGUAACUGGUGGCUGAGCCACUGGAUCAGGCAGGGCGCUGGGAACACAUCAUUAAUCUCGGCGAAUGAAACGACGGAGAGCAACAGCAUGAGGCUCAACCCCCAUAUUCAGUAUUACUCCACUGUUUAUGUGGUUUCCAUGGGAGCUGCGUUAUUUCUGAAGACUGUGAGGGGGUUGGUGUUUGUCAAGUGCACGUUGAAGGCCGCCUCUGCUCUCCAUGACAAGCUGUUCCGCAGGCUCCUUCUCAGCCCCAUGCGGUUCUUCGACACGACGCCUCUGGGCCGCAUCCUGACCCGCUUCUCCAGGGACAUGGACGAGGUGGACGUGCGUCUGACCAUGCAAGCCGAAAUGCUGCUGCAGAACCUGACGCUGGUGCUGUUUUGCCUGGGGAUGGUGGGCACGAUCUUCCCCUGGUUCUUGAUCUCGGUCCUGCCCCUGGGUGUCUUCCUGUGUGUCUUCAAUCGUGUCUCCAGAGUUUUCAUUCGCGAGCUGAAGCGCCUGGAGAACGUCAGCCAGUCGCCAUUCACCUCUCAUAUAACCAGCAGUCUGCAGGGACUUUCCACCAUCCACGCGUAUGGAAGAGGGCACGGCUUCCUCCAAAGAUAUCAGGAACUGCUGGACACCAACCAGGCCACCAACUACCUCUUUAGUUGCGCUAUGCGCUGGCUGGCUGUUCGCCUGGACCUCAUCAGCAUCUCCCUCAUCACCGCUGUGGCACUUCUCAUUGUCUUCAUGCAGAAUCAGAUACCUCCAGCCUACGCAGGCCUGGCCAUCUCAUAUGCAGUGCAGCUGACCGGCCUGUUUCAGUUCACCGUGCGGCUGCUCACCGAAACCGAAGCUCGCUUCACAUCAGUCGAAAGGAUAAAUCAUUACAUAACGAGUCUUGACAGUGAAGCACCCAGACAAAGUCCUGAGGCGGCCACUCCUGCCCCCUCCUGGCCUCAGCAGGGAGAGAUCAGCUUCCAGGAUGUGAGCAUGCGUUAUCGAGAUCAUCUGCCGCUGGUGCUCAAGAACCUGUCGUUUACCGUUCUCCCCGAGGAGACCGUCGGCAUCGUAGGCCGCACAGGAUCAGGAAAGUCCUCUCUGGCUGUAGCUUUGUUCAGGCUCGUGGAGCUCAGUGCGGGCUCUAUAAUCGUUGAUGGGAUCGAUAUUGCACAGAUUGGCCUGGAUGACCUGCGGAGCAAGCUGGCCAUCAUUCCCCAGGAGCCGGUGCUCUUUAUUGGUACCGUCAGGAGUAAUUUGGACCCCUGGGAUCAAUAUUCUGAUUUACAGAUCUGGGAAGCUCUUGAGAAAACCCACAUUAAAGAAAUGGUCUGCCGGCUGCCUCAUUCCCUCCACUCAGAGGUGACGGAGAACGGAGAGAACUUCUCGGUGGGAGAACGGCAGCUCCUCUGCGUGGCCAGAGCCCUCCUGAGGAACAGCAAGGUUCUGAUUCUGGACGAGGCAACGGCGGCCAUCGACACGGAGACGGAUCGCCUCAUCCAGGAGACGAUUCGCAGCGCGUUCGGCAGCUGCACCACUCUGAUCAUCGCGCAUCGUCUCAACACGGUGAUGAGCUGCAGCAGAGUCAUGGUCCUGGACAACGGCCAGAUUCUGGAGUUCGACUCGCCGGCGGCCUUGCUCGCAAAUGAAGACUCAAGAUUUCGAGCCAUGAUAGAGGCGUCAGAAAGCAGCCAAAGGAGAUGAAAUAAAAAAAAAAUAAUAAGUUAGUCUUGAGGACCAGAGUCGUGAUCCUGAAAGAAAAAUAUGCAAAUGCAUCACUUACAUUAACAACGUACACAAGUACAGUCAUAAUGUGAAAGAAAAUAAUAGUUUAAUAUCAGUUCUUUGAGCAACACUGUGUGUCAUUUGCCACAUCAAAGACUAGGGGACUAUAUUUAAACAUUAAGCACAUCAAGAAUCAGUAUGCUGUCUGCUGCUCAUUCGCAGGUUAUUACCUAAAGGCCAAAUAAUUAACUCAGACAAAAGCACUUUAUGUUUGAUGUGGUGCUUCCUCUUUCUUUGGAGGUCAGUUAAUCGGUUUUUAGUUUUGUGUUUUGUUACUUAAACCUCAGAGUGCAGCCGUAUGCUGGUGAAUCAGAGAAUAGCAUUAAUACUGUUUAAUUCAUAUAUAUUUUUGCAGGAAUUUAUUAGUUUGUGUUAAUUAUCGAAGACCAUGUUUCAACGUUCACCUGUUAUUUAUUCCCGUCAGACUCGGUUUGCUUGAAAAAGCUGUUUUUGUUGUCGUUUUGUUGCCACCUGGCGGAGUAACUUUAGUUUUCUAGCCGUGAGUUUGCUAACACUUUCAGGAUUUAUGAAGGAGUCAGCCAUGUUGGCACGUUUUCAUGACUGCUGAGUACAGUACUGUGAUUUGAACUGAGCUUAAGUUUCCAAAUGCUGGAGUUUAAAACCUGCACCUUUUUUUUUAUUACUAUUAUUCUGUUGCUUUAUUUGUUGUGGUGUGGAAGCACAGUACAUUAUGCCUUACAGUAAAUUACGUGCUGAACAAUCAAGAACGGUGCAAUAAUACCUUGAUACUUUUUUUCAGAUUGCCUUUAUACACUUGAGAUUGUAAUGCUGCAAUAUUUUUGUUGACUGUCAGAUUUUUUAUGUUUUUUUUUAAUAUAAAAUGUCUGUAAAUAAGAAUGUCCACUGGUUAUUCUACCAUAUCUUGCAGAAAUGUAUGAUAUCUUUCAGGUUUUUUUGCAUUAAAACCUCAAAGUUCA
This is a messenger RNA of Fundulus heteroclitus (mummichog), 5535 nucleotides long. Its product is annotated as multidrug resistance-associated protein 5. Lineage: Eukaryota; Metazoa; Chordata; Actinopteri; Cyprinodontiformes; Fundulidae. The record is from RefSeq and is a predicted model, not a curated record. Gene Ontology annotation, molecular function: ATP binding; ABC-type transporter activity; ATP hydrolysis activity. Bases 329 to 4516 code for a protein of 1395 amino acids. Gene Ontology annotation, cellular component: membrane. Gene Ontology annotation, biological process: transmembrane transport. The transcript is spliced from 29 exons.